GGGAGGCUGAGCAAAGGCGCUUGCGUUCGCCGUAAACAAAUUUCCUUUAACAUUACACCGGCGUGGUCGGAAGAUCGGUCUUUUGCAUGACAGGAGAAGGAGAAGUGACAACGGCAUGUAGCUUAAAACAGUGGAGCUUUGAUGCACACCAUUUCACUCUGAUUUGCACUGGCAUUUUACCACUCAUUUUGUAUCAAUGCUGUCUCUGACAAUUCCUCUGUGGUCGUUGUUAGAUUAUAUAUUAGCGCCCGCUUUAUGAUAUUUACAUGCGCGAUGGCGACAGCCGCAGAACACGAUUUCACCUUUGCUGAAGCGGAGAGCAACAAAGAGAAAGAUCAAGUCUUCGGUAUCCUCAGGUUGCAAGAAGAGAAAUCGACUGAAAAAUCUGCCACCGCCAUGAAAGCGGGAGACGGGAGGUGGCAGGCGCCCAUAUUUGCGCUUGCUAGGAAAGCAUCGGAGACCUUUUCAGGAAGCAUCCACGUACUUCCAAAGGUAGCGGAACCGAAAUCACCCCCCUUUUCAGAUGAUUGGGGCGCAAAGGCUCUCCGGGACCCAAUGACCAUGGAGCGGUCCAACCUGCUCAACAUGGCCAAGCUCAGUAUCAAGGGCCUGAUCGAGUCCGCCUUGAGCUUCGGCCGCACCCUGGACUCCGACUACCCCCCCCUCCAGCAGUUCUUUGUCGUCAUGGAGCACUGCCUGAAACAUGGCCUGAAGGUGAAAAAGUCAUUUCUGGGCUACAACAAGUCGCUGUGGGGUCCCCUGGAGAUGGUGGAGAAGCUUUGUCCAGAGGCCAGUGAGAUUGCAGCAAGUGUGAGAGACCUACCUGGACUUAAGACACCACUGGGUCGAGCUCGGGCAUGGCUGCGUCUGGCUCUAAUGCAGAAGAAGUUAGCCGACUACCUCCGCUGUCUCAUCACCAGGAAGGAUCUACUGAGUGAGUUCUACGAGUGUUCGGCUGUGAUGGUGGAGGAGGAGGGUGCGGUCAUAGUGGGGCUGUUGGUUGGACUCAACGUCAUCGACGCCAACCUGUGUGUGAAGGGCGAGGACCUGGACACACAGGUUGGGGUGAUAGACUUUUCCAUGUACCUGAAAAACGACAUUGAUGACUACAGAAGUGAAGAAAGAAAUGGUCAAAUAGCUGCUAUUCUGGACCAGAAGAACUAUGUGGAAGAACUGAACAGACAGCUGAACUCCACGGUCCACGGCUUACAAGGACGGGUAGACUCGUUGGAGAAGUCGAACACUAAACUCAUCGAGGAGCUUGCCAUCGCGAAAAACAACAUCAUCAAGCUGCAGGAGGAGAACCAUCAGCUCAGAAACGAGAACACCGUCAUUCUCAUGAAAACCCAGCAGCACCUUGCAGUGUCUCAGGGGGAUGUGGAUGUGGAGUUGGACACGUACAAGCAGUCAAGGCAGGGCCUGGACGAAAUGUACAACGAGGCACGGAGACAGCUAAGGGAGGAGUGCCAGCUCCGACAGGAUGUGGAGAAUGAGCUGGUGGUGCAAGUCAGUAUGAAACAGGAAAUGGAACUGGCCAUGAAGCUGCUGGAGAAGGACAUUCAUGAGAAACAGGACACUCUGAUCGGUCUAAGGCACCAGCUAGAUGAGGUCAAGGCCAUCAACGUGGAGAUGUACCAAAAAAUGCAGCGUUCUGACGACAACUUGAAACAGAAGAAUGACAUCAUCACACGGCUGGAGGAGAAGACCAAUCAAAUAACAGCGACCAUGAAGCAGCUUGAACAAAGAUUGCAGGAGGCGGAGCGCGAUCGCUGGUCUGCGGAGGAUGGAGCCCGCAAGUUCAAGCAGGACUUUGCCAAUAAAGCAGACUGCCUGCAGAAGCAGAUCAGCCAAAGAGAGACACAGCUGCUUCAGUUGGAAACCGACUUGAAGAUUGAGAAAGAGUGGCGACAGACGCUACAGAAUGAUCUGGAAAGAGAGCGAGAAACUGUAGCCCAGCUAAGUGCUGAGGCGCAACAGAUUAACGGACUGAAGAAGGAGUUCCACAGACUGCAGGAUGAGAACAGGCAGCUGCAGGGAAUAUGUCGGGAACAGGAGCAGGCACUCCAGGAACUUGGCUGCAAACUUAGCGAAUCAAAAUUGAAAAUAGAAGACAUAAAAGAAGCAAACAAAGCACUGCAGGGGGGCCAAGUGUGGCUAAAUGACAAGGAUGCCACCCACUGCAAGCUUUGUGAAAAGGAGUUUUCCAUUUCCAGAAGAAAGCACCACUGUCGAAACUGCGGGGAGAUCUUCUGCAACGCCUGCUCUGACAACGAGCUGCCCCUUCCCGCCUCCCCCAAACCCGUGAGAGUCUGCGACACCUGCCACGCCCUCCUCCUCCAGCGCUGCUCCUCCAAUGCUACCUGAUUGGCCAGGGGUGAUGUGACCUAAUAUGACCACGCCCACCUCAGCUUUCACCCUCAUCCACAGGACUGCAAACCAAAAGGCCACAGCAAGACUGCCCCGCCUCUUACAGGCGCCAGUCAUGUACAGAAAGGGUGUGUGUGAGUAGAGAGCCCAUGGAAAAUCAAUCCCUUUUUCAUUUCAAACCAUGUCUUAUGUGAUUUGUGAGACCGGUAUACUGUAUAUACAGUAAUUGUGUGCUCUCACGUUAAGAUCCCUGCCUCAGUCAACAUUUCUCCUGAACUUUGACUUUCAUGUACAAACAAAAGUGUUAUACGUUUUCUUCACAAACUUAUUUUGGUGCCAAACUGUUUGUGAAAACAAUUUGUGCUUUUAAUUGUUGGUCAAAGUUGAGGACAACUGCUGAUUGAAUCCAUGCUAAUGAAACACUAUGGCCUAGAUUCAGUACACAUUUUUCCUUACAGUGAAAAAAGCUCGUCCAAAAUCAAUGUACAAAUUCGCUUCUUUUCAAUACUUAAUGUAUUACGAUGAAUCCACCAAAUUCUGGCAUCGUUGGCAUCAAUAUUAAAAAAUAAUGAAUCUGUUUACAAGCAUAUACUGUAGCUAAACAGGGUCAAUCUUGCCCUUACUGGUAGAAAACGGAGAGCUCCACCAAUCCAGGGAUGGUGAAAUAUGGAUGUGGAGCAUUGAUGUUGGUACUUUUCGUACUUCCACAUACUGUAGCUAGGCAAACUGUCGAAGUUGCCAGACUUUACCAUGAAAUUUCAAGCACCUGUGGGUACAUACUUCCAUUGUUUCUCGACUCUGGUGCUAACAAUGCUAGCUACUGGUGGUUCCACUAGUUUAUGUGGAUUCCAUUAGAAUCAAAGGGAAUCGUAUUUAAGUACAAGGAAUUAUAUUUCCAUUGAUUCUGACUGAAAAGUCACUUAAUUUGUCACAAUAAUUUGUGGCUUUUAUUAUUGAUCAUUGUGCUCAAUGAUCAUCCAAAUGAGGGGGGGGGGAAUCCACUUGAAUUUAUUUGUAAUCAUUUGUAAGUUCAAAUCUAAAAUGUUGACUGAAUUUAAGACCAAUCAUCCCAAGAAUUGAUGUUCGUAAAAUCCUGCUUGUGUGUGAGAGUACAGGCUCAUUAUGGAGAUUAAGCUGGAGGUUGAAAAAUAUUACUGCAGCAACAGCCUUUGCUUCAGUAAAUAUGUGCAAAUGUUUCACCCCUAAAAAUGUCAACUGUGUAAGACUUGAAGAUAAGUUGUCUGCAGAAAAUGAAGUAUUAAGACACUAUACAGAGCAUAAGACUGGAAAUUGAAUUAAUAAGAGAAGAAUCCUGUGCCUAGUUGGUUUAAUGAACAGGAUCAUUACAGACAUUUCAUAUUGCAUGAAUUCCAUUUUUAUUUUCACUUUUAUUUGUCAGGGAUGGUCUGAAUUUCAUAAUUCACAUGUGCCUGAGAAAUUAAAUUCAGAUUAUAUAGCCAAAACAAUGGUGGUCUUAAGAUUUUUCAGUGCAGUUUGGGAGGAAAAUGCAUUUCAGAAGGCCCUAUUUUUUCAUGAACCCAAAUGUUCCCAGUGCUGCCUAACAUUAAGAAACAGAAACUACAGCACAGCGACUUGUUUUAUAUUAUUGUAAUUAUUUUAAAUAUAUUACUGACAAAUGCCUAUAUUCCUAAGACUGUUAUAGUAAUAUUAGAAAUUAUUUAUAGAGCAUAGCACAUACUUCCAGUAAGCAAUUAUGCCAAUCAAAAUCUAAUUUUUUUCCCCAAGAAGCAGUAUUUUUUGAUGUAAUGAGUUAACUUACUCACGCAAAAGGCCAAAGGUGCCAAAUGUUCAGAAUGCAGUUGUACUGUAACAUUCCUGGUAACCACAAAACCAGGGCUGACUAACCCUGUUUCUGAAGAUCUAGACUUAUAUGUUUUCAUUCCAACGCCAACAAAGAACACCUCAUUCAACAACUAGAGAUCUCCUUAAGCUGCAAAUUAGUAGACUCAGGUGCAAAAUUAGGGUUGAAAUGGACGCCUACAGGAUGUUUGAUCACCAGGAACAGGGUUUGGCAGUUGUGUACUAAGCUGUCCUAUACAUUUAUUGUAUAUAGGUUUUGUACGUCAAGUGAUUUGUGUACAGUUUAAAUGAAAUGCUCCGAAACUCCUUUUCCUGAUCUCCUUUUUAAAAAACCAUGUUGCGAAUUUCAAACAAGUUUUGUGUCACUGCUUUGUGAAUGUAACAGGAAGUCCAUAUAUUGUCUGCACAGUAUAUUUAAUUGCAAAAAAGGCCAUUGUAUGUUUACAAUGAAGACUGACUGUUUCUGUUGACAAUGCCGAAGCAUUGAGAUUGUUGCUAUUAAUGUACAAUGCCUUUAAAGUGAAAUCUGUUCACUGAUUAUAAA
This is a messenger RNA of Conger conger (European conger), 4732 nucleotides long. RefSeq names its product RUN and FYVE domain containing 2 (gene rufy2). The record is from RefSeq and is a predicted model, not a curated record. NCBI's taxonomy places the organism in Eukaryota, Metazoa, Chordata, Actinopteri, Anguilliformes, Congridae. Gene Ontology annotation, molecular function: metal ion binding. The coding region runs from base 256 to 2364 and encodes 702 amino acids. Gene Ontology annotation, cellular component: cytoplasm. The transcript has 18 exons.